AUGUCCACGCCCACCUCGUUGCGCAACGCUCAGACCCCGCCUAACCCGGAAGCCCCGCUCCGAACGUCCCCGCCCCCCCGCCGUGGCCCCGCCCCCGGCGCGUGCGCGGCCGGCCCCGCCCACCAGCGGCGCCCCCGGCUCUUGGCCCCGCCCCCCGUGUCCCCCCAUGUCCCUUCCCGUGCUCCUCUCUGUGCCCCCGUGUCCCCCAGCGUCAGGCCGACACUGACAUCCAGCGGCUGCCGGGAUCGCUCGCGUUCCGGGGCUGUCUCCGGUUCCCGGGAGCGCCGGGAGCUGCCCAGCCCCGACCGCCCGGCCUCGUCCUGCCCCGGGAGCGCCGCGGGGCUCCGGGCCGCAGCCAUGGCCGGGAUGCACCCGGCCGUGCUCCAGCUGCAUGUCCCCAGCGCGGCCAACCCCGUGUCCUAUUGUGUCCCCUCAGUCGAUAUCCCAGCGGGCUCCAGCCGAGCGCCGGCGACACCGCCGAGCCCGGAGCACCCGCACAUCCCUGCGGGGACCCUGCCCGCGGCACCCCCGGGCCCGGCCCUGCCCCGCCGCUGGCAAGCCGAGCCUGGGAGCGGCGCUGGGACGCGUCUGGAGGCGCUGGCAUCGCCCCAAAGCUCCCCGAGAGCCGGCUGCGGACAGCAGGUGCCCAGUGGCUCUGCAGUGACUGGAAAGGGCAGCGAGCUGCAGGUGGCCUGGAGCAGGAGGGGCUGGACAGCGACAGGAGCUGAGGAGGCCUUUGAACACUGUGAUGUGGUCAUCAACAGCCAGGACAAGGUUUUGGACGUGUACACACAGCUGGAGAAGCUGGGGGAGGGGAAAUUCGGGACUGUGUACAGGCUGCAGGAAAAGGCCACGGGCAGGAUCCGAGCCGGGAAAUAUUUCCGGGCGCGCACGGCCAAGGAGAGGCAGGCGGCGCGCGCCGAGGUGGAGCUGAUGAACCUCCUGCACCACCCACGCCUCGUGCAGUGCCUCGAGGCCUUCCAGGAACCCACCCAGCUGGUGAUGGUGAUGGAGUACGUGGCAGGUGGGGAGCUCUUUGAACGCAUUGUGGACGAUGACUUUGAGCACACGGAGCCCAGCAGUGCCCAGUACAUGCAGCAGAUCCUGGAGGGGCUGCAGUUCAUGCAUGGCCAGGCCAUCGUCCACCUGGACCUCAAACCCGAGAACAUCGUCUGCGUCAGCCCCGGCAGCCACCGGGUCAAGAUCAUCGACUUCGGCUUGGCACGGAGGCUGGCUCCAGACACCCCUGUGAAGGUGCUGCACGGCACCCCUGAGUUCAUGGCUCCAGAAGUGGUCGCCUUCGAGCCUGUGAGCCUCUCCACAGACAUGUGGAGUGUUGGUGUCAUCUGCUACAUCCUGCUGAGUGGGGAGUCACCCUUCCAGGGGGACACAGACAUGGAGACCCUGAGCAAUGUCACAGCUGCCCGGUGGGACUUUGAGGAGGAGACCUUCUCGGAGAUCUCCCAGCCAGCCAAGGACUUCAUCAGCCAGCUGCUGCAGAAGGAGCCCUGCCGGCGGCUCCCCAGUGCAGGGGCUCUGCUGCACCCCUGGCUGCAGCAGCCCCAGCCCAGCAGCCCCAAGGUGCUGUCCAAGGAGAGGAUCAGGCAGUUCCUGGCACGGAGGAAGUGGCAGAAAACAGGGAAAGCCCUGCUGGCUCUCAAGAGGCUGACCCUGCUGUCCCAGAGCCUGGAGGGGAAGGCAUCAGAGGCUCAGGAUGAGGAAGGCCUGGGCUGCAGUCUGCAGGAGAACCAGCCCUCCAGAGAUCUGCCCCAAGGAGGUGCCAACCCCUCAGAGCUGCUGCCAGACCAGGAGGAGGAGGAGGAUGGUGGGAGCACUGCAGUCUCAGGGCAGUGACAGUGUGGCCCUGUCACCCCCAGCCUGGACCACCUGGGGAUGGGGAUGGUGCCCCCCCAGCGGCUCCCAGCAUGACCUGGCCAGCCUGGGGCAGACCCAGAACCCCCUGGGGGUGAGCUCUGGGGUCCCUGGGGUCCCUGUGCUGCUGUCCCUGCCACCAAUAAAGCACUGACAGUCUCUGCA
Molecule: messenger RNA, 2037 nt
Organism: Serinus canaria (Common canary)
Lineage: Eukaryota; Metazoa; Chordata; Aves; Passeriformes; Fringillidae
Product: myosin light chain kinase, smooth muscle-like
Exons: 12
Coding region: 1-1854 (617 amino acids)
Biological process (GO): intracellular signal transduction; positive regulation of apoptotic process; protein phosphorylation
Cellular component (GO): cytoplasm; nucleus
Molecular function (GO): ATP binding; protein serine/threonine kinase activity
Source: RefSeq, a predicted model, not a curated record